CUCCCCAAAUCCAAACCCAAACCGCAAAACAUCAAAAUGUUCGCCAAAGUGAUCAUCUUCGUAGCGAUUGCCGUUGCCUGCGCCGCCGGUAAGCCUCUGACGGCAGCUGUCGUGGCUGCACCGGCCGUCGUGACCGCCCAGAGCUCGCAGGUUAUUGCCAGAAACUACAACGGUGUGGCCGCUGCAUACACUGCACCGGCGGUUGUCUCGGCCGCUUACACUGCUCCAGUGGCCGCUGCCUACACUGCUCCGGUGGCUGCUGCCUAUACUGCUCCAGUUGCCUCUGCCUACACCGCCUACAGCUCGCCAGUUGCUGCCGCUUACACUACGGCUCCGGUGGCCGCUGCCUACAGUGCUCCGCUUGCCGCUGCCUACACCGCAUCCCCGUAUGCUUCCUACUACCCUUACGUGCUGUAAAGC
Molecule: messenger RNA, 420 nt
Organism: Anopheles maculipalpis
Lineage: Eukaryota; Metazoa; Arthropoda; Insecta; Diptera; Culicidae
Product: pupal cuticle protein C1B-like
Exons: 1
Coding region: 37-417 (126 amino acids)
Source: RefSeq, a predicted model, not a curated record